AUGUCAGAUCCACGUUGCACGACGGACAGUCGCGCCGACGCGAGACGCGGGACGAGCGACGGUGAUGCCAACGCAGCAAAGGCGCAAGUGGUGGUCAUACCGCCGGCGGAUCGCUCGGGAGAAGGCAUCCGACACCGGACGUUAGAUCAAGAAACGGCGUCACCUGACAUACUCAUCGCGGAAGAAUGCGACGCGGAAAAACUCGACGUGGAAAAUCUCGACGCGAAACGCGACGCGAAAAAUCGCGACCAGAGAAACUGCGACGAGGCCAACCCUGUCGCCCACGUGCCGGAACGAGACCCGCCGACGCCGGAGAACAUGGAUUUGGGGCGCGGGACGGCAAACAUCCUCGCGGUGACGAUGCACUCGGCGUCUACACGCGCGACGAACCGCAGAGGCAGAGCUCCAGGUGUCCUACAAGAGCCGGCUGCUCAGAACCCGUCGAGCCUGGCCAAGACCCCUCCCAAAGCGGCUAAAGGCGCAGAGAGUCAUGGCCCGGGGCAUUUUACGGGGCGCGGUGCGCUGGACGAAGACGCGUCUUGCGUCGGAUCUGGUUGUGCAGUCAAAGUUUUGGGUGGCGUGUGGGUCGCAACGAGAAACACGUCACGCGACGGUGCCCAGUCAAAGCGCCUAGGGCUAUGCGUUCGACAGCGCCGCCGACUCGCGCAGGUGAACGCACUAGAAGGCGGCCAAGCCGGGGACGACGGAGAUCGGACCCGAGGCGACGUCGCGGCGACGAACACGGCCGGAGUGAAUUCGUUGAUGUGGUAUUGCUUGGAACGCGGCGGAAUGCGAUCUGCCCGCGGGCUAGAGCUCAGGCUCGACGCUGUAUCGCGGGGCGCCACGUUGGUGAGCACAUACGCCGUACGUCUUGAGACGGGCGGUACGCCUCGUCCGUAUUCGGCCAAGGACGUAUCCAAGCUGAAUCCUGUCCGCGCUACGAUCAAUGGGACGACUCCGUUGAACGAGCCCUCCGACUUCCGCGACGAGGUGCCGCUGAAAGUGAACAGGGACGUAUGCGCGGUGAAGUGCGACGAGAUGCCGCUAGAAGUGAGCCGGGACGCUAGCGCUGUGAAGAGCGACGGCGUUGCGUAG
This is a messenger RNA of Phytophthora sojae, 1095 nucleotides long. RefSeq lists its product as hypothetical. Bases 1 to 1095 code for a protein of 364 amino acids. The record is from RefSeq and is a predicted model, not a curated record. The transcript has a single exon. Lineage: Eukaryota; Oomycota; Peronosporomycetes; Peronosporales; Peronosporaceae.